Armigeres subalbatus is the source of this 1128-nucleotide messenger RNA. RefSeq lists its product as uncharacterized. The coding region runs from base 1 to 1128 and encodes 375 amino acids. The transcript is spliced from 4 exons. The record is from RefSeq and is a predicted model, not a curated record. NCBI's taxonomy places the organism in Eukaryota, Metazoa, Arthropoda, Insecta, Diptera, Culicidae.
AUGGGCCGGAAGUGUGAAUUUUAUUUUUGUGGAAAUCAUCAAGGUAUUCCAGGGAAACUAGGAAAGGUCUCUUUCUACAGUUUUCCCAAAAACCAGGCACUAUGUUCCCUUUGGGUGGAGUCCUGCAAUUCUCCAGAAGCUUCAGACGCUUUCAAAAGCCAGGGAUAUCACGCUUUCCUAAACAAAAAACUUUGCUCUGAUCAUUUUUCAUUGAGCUCUUUCCGGGAUUCGACAAAUAAAAAUAAAGGCCUAGUAGCUGGUGCUGUUCCCUCUUCACGCGCAAAAAUCGGUUUUGAAAACCUUUCCGAAGAUGUUCCGAAGAAUGUUGUCGAUGGUCGUGAUUUCAGCUCAGAACCAAAUGAAACGACUAUUGAGUUCAUCGAUGGAGAUGAUGAUUUCGCCAGAUGGUUUCAAUCAACGCAAUCUAAACUAUCUCCUGAAAAGGAACGAGACUCCAGAACUAUUGUGCAAGAUCAACUUCACGGUGUUAUGGAGAUCCGACCUGAUAAUCAUACCGGUACCGAAGAUGAGGCGCCGCCGUUCGGUCAGUUCAGCGACAACCCAAAUAAAAACAUACCUCCUGUAGUAUCAUCCGAAACGUCGCUACGUCAAAGCCUUAAAUCAAGGGAACUAACCAUAAAACUGCUCAAACAAAAUAUGAAAUCUAUUCGGCGCCAAAUGUUCGUCCAAGACCAAACCAGCAAACGUAGAUUGAAUGCUUCCAACCGCCUUGGAAGUCACGUGCAGAUGAAAUUUGUUGAGAAGAGUGUUAUGGCAAUCAGAAAGAUCGGGCUGAUACCAAUAGCCCUUGUGAUGGAUCAGUGCACAACGAAUCAAAAAAUGAUCCGUGAAGCUGGCGCCACCCAUGCCGAUCCUCUAAUCAACAUAGGCGGUGAAGAUAUUGCCGUUCUAUACGACACGCCUCAUCUGUUGAAAAACACGCGGAAUGCUUUAUUAAAGCACAAUGCAGUGUUCGAAGGUGGAAUAGCUUCUUUUCAGCAUAUAAAAGAAUUAUAUGACACUGACGUAACUUCUUCUCUACGGCUGGUUCCAAAAUUGAAUCACAAAUGUAUAACAUUACCACCUUUCACAAAAAUGAACGUACCUCUGGCGUACGUGUUACGUUAA